Cucurbita pepo subsp. pepo (vegetable marrow) is the source of this 2870-nucleotide messenger RNA. Its product is annotated as protein MODIFIED TRANSPORT TO THE VACUOLE 1. Gene Ontology annotation, cellular component: trans-Golgi network membrane. The record is from RefSeq and is a predicted model, not a curated record. Gene Ontology annotation, molecular function: ubiquitin binding; phosphatidylinositol binding. NCBI's taxonomy places the organism in Eukaryota, Viridiplantae, Streptophyta, Magnoliopsida, Cucurbitales, Cucurbitaceae.
GGCACAGCAAGGAAUUCAUCGCAAUUCGCAGGUGGCAUUGUAAACGUGAAUUUCAGCUGUGGGCCGACAUGUGGUCGUCACCUUCAUGGACCGGGUGAAACCAAAAUUCCUCCAAUUUUCCGCCAUUUUUUUCCCUCUUCAGAUUGCUAGGACCUCAAUUCCGAUACCCAAUUACGUUUCACGUCUACCCCUUGACGAUCUCCGGACAAAGAUCGCCUGAAUUGGGAGCUGCAAAAGUUUCAAUUCCAGAUGAAUCUGAGUUGGUUUGCGCGGUGAGACUGCUUGGAGAACAAGGAAAACAUUGACUAAGCCAAUGGGUUUUCUGCAUUUCUUUGGUUUCUGGGAUUUGGAUCAGGGGUGGGAUUGAUUUAGGGUGGAUCGGGUCUGAAGCGAUUGUUUUUCAGUUGGUGAUUUUCAUUGGUCAAUAUGGAUUCGAGUCGGAGAGCUGUAGAGUCGUACUGGAGGUCGCGUAUGAUCGAUGCGGCGACUUCGGAUGAGGAUAAGGUCACGCCGGUGUACAAAUUGGAAGAGAUUUGUGAAGUGUUGAGAUCUUCGCAUGUCAGUAUUGUCAAGGAAUUUUCGGAAUUUAUCUUGAAGAGGCUUGAACAUAAGAGCCCGAUUGUCAAACAGAAGGCUCUCAGGUUGACUAAGUAUGCAGUUGGGAAAUCUGGUGUGGAAUUCGGAAGGGAAAUGCAGAGACACUCUGUGGCUGUCCGCCAGUUACUUCAUUACAAGGGACAGCCAGACCCCCUUAAAGGUGAUGCACUUAAUAAAGCUGUGAGGGAUACUGCUCAGGACGCCAUUUCUGCGAUCUUUGCUGAAGAGGACAACAGGCCUGCACCAUCUGAGAAUCUUAACAGUCGAAUUCAAGGUUUUGGGAACUCAAAUUAUGAACCACCAGCAGAAGAUAAAAAAUCAUUUCUUAGCGAGGUAGUUGGUUUAGGAAGUGCAUCAAUCAAGCAAGGGUUAAGUAAUCUUGCACAAGGUCAUUCCUCGAGAAAGAAUGGCACUAGUGGCCACAGGGGUCCCAAUCUUCAGAGGUCGUUGACUACUGAAAUGGAGUAUGACAAUAGAUAUGAACCAGUUGAAUAUGGCCGUGAGACUCUCGGGACAUCAAAGAGUACGAUUAGUGGACCAUGGAACCCGGAUUCUUGGGCAAAUAAGGUGGAAGCUACUAAUGGGAACCUGAGUUCUGGGUCUUCGGAGAGAAAAACUCGAGAAGAGAGGUUACUGGAGACCAUUGCAACAGCAGGUGGUGUGCGCAUACAACCAACUCGAGAUGCCAUUCAAGCAUUUCUUGUGGAAGCUGCAAAGUUAGAUGCAAUGGCGCUGAGUAGUGCUCUUGAAUCAAAGCUUAAAUCCCCAUCAUGGCAGGUUCGUUUCAAAGCUCUCUGCGUCCUUGAGUCGAUCGUUAGGAAAAAGGAUGACGAUCAUUUUUCGAUUGUGGCAUCGUAUUUCAGUGAAAAUCAAGAUGCAGUGAUUGGAUGUUCUGAAUCUCCCCAAGCAUCUCUUAGGGAAAAAGCUAGCAAGGUUAUGCCACUUUUAGAUGGAGGAAAAGGAGUCCCCUCCAUGAAUGAUUCUGAAAAGUCCCGGCCAAACAACCCCAGUUCCACUAUUCAGAUGCCAGACUUAAUAGACACAAGUGAUGCAGGUGUUUUAGAGGUUGAAAACCUGUCGAAAACUCCAUUAGUAGACGACUUAUUUGGAGAUGGCGUAAACACCGUCACAAGCACCAGCGAACUAAAGAAUGAUGAUGACCCAUUUUCAGAUGUCUCUUUUCAGACAACUGAUAAUGGAGAAAAUCCAGAUGAUCUUUUUUCUGGGAUGAACGUCGAUAAUGGUCAGGUUAGUAAUGAAAAUAAAAGGCCUGCCUCGGAACAGAAAAAUGAACAUGGAGUUUUUUAUGUUUUUGGAUCAAGUUCUGAAGCUGCAGUACAAGAACACACAAGGAAAGAUGUUAAUGACUUAAUGAGUGGUUUGUCCAUCCAUGAAAAUGCCUUGAAGAGUAAUGAUAUAGGAGAUUCCAAGGAUUCACUGUCUGAAUCUUUAUAUUCUGUUUCCAGUCAGCCAAACCAUCAGUAUCAGACUAAAGAUUCUUCUGUAAAUGGCAUAUACAGUUCACCAAUGGUUGGGACAAAUAUGAAUGCUGCCUUCCUCCCUGGAAUGACAUAUCUUCCGUCCGGCAUGAUGUUCAAUCCAGCCUUUUCAUCUCAGCCAAUGGGUUAUGCUCCCACAGGAAACUUCUUUGCUCAACAAAAUCUAGUAUCAGCCAUGUCCAAUUACCAACAGUUUGGGAACCCUCAUCUCCAAUCAAGUGGUGGAAGUGCGGGUAAUGGAGGAUAUUCUUCACCCCUUCCUGACAUAUUCCAGCCAAAUCUUGCAACACAGCCAUCUAGUUCCGUGAUGAAUAGUUCAAAGAAAGAAGAUACCAGAGCUUUUGAUUUUAUCUCAGAGCACAUUGCAGCUGCUCGGGAUCCAAAGCGGGUAGUCUGAGUUUAGGAUUGUUGGUGACGUCGGUGACAUUGGGGAGGUGAUGAAUGAAAGCCACAGUUCUGUGCCAUUAGAGAUUGAUGGCUCCAUAACGUAGGCACUAUCGACGAACCACAACACGGUACACACUUAUGAAAAAUGGGUAGAUAGAAGUAGGAAAAAGAGAAAAUGGAAGUUGAAGAAGAAUGAGAGUUGCUUUUACAUAAUCAGCUGUUUAUACUGUGGUAAUUCCUGGACUGGUUGUGUUCCAAUCUGUAGAGUUUCAUUUUGCCCAAAAAAGGAAAGAAAAAAGGAAAAAAAAAAAACUUAUUAUUGUAGUGGUUAUGGUAAUAAUGCAGCUUGUUCUUUGAAUCUUUUAAUGCAGCUUGUUCUUUCAUGUA